Messenger RNA from Xylaria bambusicola, 1392 nucleotides. Its product is annotated as RNase P subunit p30-domain-containing protein. The record is from RefSeq and is a predicted model, not a curated record. The coding region runs from base 215 to 1279 and encodes 354 amino acids. Gene Ontology annotation, biological process: tRNA processing. NCBI's taxonomy places the organism in Eukaryota, Fungi, Ascomycota, Sordariomycetes, Xylariales, Xylariaceae. Gene Ontology annotation, cellular component: nucleolar ribonuclease P complex. The transcript has a single exon. Gene Ontology annotation, molecular function: RNA binding.
GCAAGCACUCUACCGACCCCACUAGAGCUUCCAGGUCCGAUAAGAAAUUUAUGCUGUUGAGACAUGGAAAUAACUCUUAUCACGAUAAUCCAGACUUUUGAGCUCUACCAUCAUCCACCCCUCCAGCGCAUCGCCGACAGAAAGACCAUUUGAAUCGACGCUCACAUCUUAGGCGCCUACGGGCCUUGUGCCUGCCCUUCUCAUAUUAAAAAAAAUGCUCUACGAUCUCAAUAUCGCGUGGACACCCCACACGAAGCCCGCCGACCUUGAGCGCACGCUGUGUUUCAGCGCGUCGCUGGGCUACGAUGUUGUAGCAGUCAAUCACACGAUCGGGGGACAAAUACCCGCCAACAUAACGAAGAACACGCUCCCGAGCUUUGAGUUGCCCGCCUCCUCAUCUACUUCCAAACCUAAACUCCCCACCGUUCUCCGCCGUGCAACCGUCGUCUUGACGGAGCCGGCGCAACACCACCGUCUACCACAGCUCGCCUCCGCAUACGACAUCCUCGCUGUCCGCCCACAGACCGAUGAUGCCUUCUCGGCCGCCUGCCAGAGCCUGAAUGAUAUAUCUAUAAUAUCGCUGGACAUGACGGUCCGACAGCCCUUUACGUUCCGUCCGAAACCGUGCAUGUUCGCCGUGAGUCGCGGGAUCCGCUUUGAAGUGUGCUAUUCACAGGUCCUCCAAGGGCCCGUUCCCGCACAUGUUCUCGGACCUAAGGGAAACAAGGACUGGAACAGCGGCUACACCGGGGCUGCUGACGCCCGUGCUCGUGCAGCUUUCAUUGGCAACGUAACAUCGCUAAUCCGCGCAACUCGGGGUCGUGGGAUCGUCAUAAGUAGCGAGGCACAGUCCGUGCUGGGCUUGCGUGGGCCCGCCGACGUUAUGAACCUGCUUCACGUGUGGGGAUUACCGACGGACCGCGCCAAAGAGGGUCUAAGUGUGCUGCCGCGAAGCGUUGUCGUUAACGAAGGCCUCAAGCGCAGCGGCUUCCGAGGAGUCAUUGACAUUAUUAAUUCCGCGGAUCCUGUACAGGCCGAUUUCGAGAUGGCUGAGGCUGACAAUGAUAAGACUGAAACUGCUGCUGGGAAUCCUCAGGGCAAAAAGGGAAAGAAGAAUCAGAAUCAAGAAAGCAAUAAGAAAAGAAAGAAUGGUGAUGACGCUGAAACGCCUGGUGCUGGAGGUGAUGGCGAAGGUCAACCGAUAAGUAAACGCCAGGAGAAAAGGUUAAAAGCUGCCAUGCGGAAAAAACAAGCAGAGACUGGAAUAGCUGAUGUGUAAAAUCCUAUUUUGAGUUGCAGGAUUCGGCGUUUCGGGCAAGAAGGGGAACUUAGACUAAAUGAUACCCUUUCAAUAUACUUGUUGCUUCAAGAUGAAUAUUAAUUGUUUCCCAC